Molecule: messenger RNA, 1855 nt
Organism: Tripterygium wilfordii
Lineage: Eukaryota; Viridiplantae; Streptophyta; Magnoliopsida; Celastrales; Celastraceae
Product: deoxynucleoside triphosphate triphosphohydrolase SAMHD1 homolog
Exons: 19
Coding region: 184-1596 (470 amino acids)
Biological process (GO): dGTP catabolic process
Cellular component (GO): nucleus
Molecular function (GO): dGTPase activity
Source: RefSeq, a predicted model, not a curated record
CAGUACUUGACAUUUCCUUCACCUCCCAAUAAACUCCAAACUGCUCUCCUAUAUAUUCCUCACUCUCGCUCACUUCACUCUACUCAUUCAAUGUCAUCUCUCUCUAUGCCUCCUGCUCACUGAAAUCGAGUGUUUAGGUUUUAGUCACAGAAUUCCUCUUCUUCGCGCCUCUCUCAAGAAGCAAUGGAAGCUUCUUUCAACGAAAAUGUCUCGGAACUCUGCUCGGACUCCGUUCAUGAUCGCCGAACCUCGAAGCAUAUACGCGAUAACGUUCACGGAAACAUCUAUCUGGAUCGGUUUUUCCUGCAGUUCGUUGAUACUGAACAAUUUCAGAGACUUCGUGAUCUAAAGCAACUUGGUUUGACGGACAUGGUUUACCCAGGAGCUGUGCAUUCUCGGUUUGAGCAUUCGCUUGGAGUUUAUUGGCUGGCUGAUAAAGCUAUCAACUCAAUUAACACUUUCCAAGGUUCUGAGCUUGGCAUUGAACCGUUUGAUAUAAAGACUGUGAAGCUUGCUGGACUAUUGCAUGAUGUCGGUCAUGGGCCAUUCAGCCACUUGUUUGAGCGAGGAUUUCUUCCUCAAGUUCUCAAGGGAAGUAAAUGGUGUCAUGAGAGCAUGUCUCUGAACAUGAUAGAAUAUAUUGUUGACCAGCACCAUAUUGACAUUGACUCUGAAUGCCUUAAGACUGUGAAGGAAAUGAUCGUUGCUAGCAAUAAAGGUUCUCAAAAAAGUAUGACGGAAAAGCAUUUCUUGUAUGACAUUGUCGCUAAUGGUCGCAAUGGAAUAGAUGUUGACAAGUUUGACUACAUUGUUCGUGACUCCCGUGCUUGUGGUCUAGGAUGCAAUUUUCAGCCUGAGAGGUUAAUGGAUACUAUGAGGGUUAUCGAUGACGAGAUAUGCUAUCUCGCUAAGGAUUAUCUUACAAUCCACAAGCUAUUCGCCGCUCGAGCUGAUCUGCAUCGAACUGUCUAUACACAUCCAAAAGUAAAGGCAAUCGAGCUCAUGGUUGUUGACGUGCUGUGUAAAGCAAAUGAUUAUCUUGACAUUUCAUCCAAAAUUCAAGAACCAGCUGAAUAUUGGAAGCUAGAUGACUCUAUACUGAAAAGUAUUGAAAUUUCUCACGAUCAAGCGCUCAAGGAAGCUAGAGAUUUGAUCCUACGCAUUCGCAGAAGAGAUCUAUACCAGUUUUGCAAUGAGUUCUCUGUUCCAUUGGAAAGGCUAGAGCACUUCAAAGACAUCACUGCCCAAGACAUUGUUUGUUCCCAGGGGAGAGCUGGUACUCUUAAGGAAGAAGAUGUUGUCGUGAGCAAUGUGAAGAUUGAUUUGACACGUGGAAGGAAUAGCCCUUUUGAAAGCAUCAAUUUUUUCCAGGAUUAUGAUAGUGAGCUCAAAUUUCGGAUAGAAGAUUCCCGUGUCAGUCACUUGCUGCCUGCUUUUUAUCAGGACAUGAUAGUGAGGGUGUACUCUAAGAAGCCUGAACUGGUAGAUGCAGUUUCUGAGGCGUUUGAGAACUUUCAAGUCAAGGAAUAUGGAAGAAAAGAACAGAUACAUGCAACUCCAAGAAAGGGGACUCGCCGUGCGCUCUAUUCACGUUAAACUUGUUCGAAACACGAAAAUUCUGAAGGACCAUCAUAGCGGAAUACCAUGAGGAAAAGUAUAUAAAUCCAUAUAAUUGACUAUACCAAAUCUCUAUCCCCCAUCCCUCUCUUAUGCCUUGGUUAUGACAGUUCAAUAUGACCAGUUUUUUUGUAUAUAAACUGACAGUUGUGGCACUGCCUCAUUGUAAUGUCGAAGGAAACUGCUUUAUCUUCUGAAACUGAAAUCUGAUUCAUGAGCUAGCUAUUGCUUAUUAACA